UCUUGAUUGUUGUAUCGACAGAACCCUGGAACGCAUCGAAAUCCACAAACAAAAGGAAUAAACGGAAGCCCUCGACUUGAACAUUGAGCAACGGGUUUUUAUCAAUACAAUCAAUUAUACUGAACAGCGAACGUAUAUGGUGGAGUGCCCGCUAUGACUUCCAACAACCCGAGCACAGGCCACAAUGGACGGUCGAACAGAGGGUCCAACAUGAACUCAGCAAAUGUGGGUAGCGAUAGGUCACGACCCUCUCACGGAAGCAUGGGGAAAGGGUUCGGUAGUAGCAAUGGACAUUGGAACACUAACAUCUGGGGAAGAGGAGCCGAUCAACAAUCCAACUCGGAAAUUGCCUUCGAAGGCAAAGCUGGUUCAAGCUCCUUGUUGUCGUCAUCAGAAUCCGACGGCUGGAACAGUCGACCCAAUCUCCCUUGGAGCACGAUCAAUACAUCAGGCAGCGCGCUGUCGAGGGGACCCAACAGCAGCAUGACCACGUCGCCUGUCCAAACUCGUACUAAUGACCGCAGCGCUGCCUCUUUAUCCGAGGCAGCAGAGGCAUCUUCGUAUUUUUCACUCCCAACGAAAUCGGCAAUCAGCGGCUCUUCAGGUAGCGCAGCUCACCAGCCUUAUUUCAAUGGGAGGGCCGAAGGCAUUUCUCCUUCUAACGAUGGUAUCUCGCUUGCAAACUUCGGCGGAUUUCGCAACAAUGAUAACAGAAGGCAUGCCAAUACGGCUACAUUUGGGAGCAGUCCGGUGGGUUCGGGCUUCCCAAUCAAGCCCGGAUUUCCGAAUCUCGACAAUAGCAGAGCGGAAGAGGUGUCUUCGUCAAUGGCUAUGUCAGGCUUUCCUCAAGCUCUCCCUGACUUCAUGCCACAGCACGUUAGCCGUAAUUCUUAUGCGCAUGUCUCGCACAAUUCUGCAUCUUUCGCGCCGCAAAGACCAGCCCACUCGUCCUACCCAUCUUUCCACUCCGAGACGCAGGGUUUCGAGGGCAGAUCGGGGUCUGUGGACAUCAAUUCUAGUCUUGGCAAAUUACAACUGAACGAGGGGAGCAUUUCCGCGCAGCCGAACAGCCGCCCCGGUUUCAUGUCGCAUCAAUCCUACGACAACGCCAUCCACCGUCUGAAUUACCAGGGCGCUAGUGAUGAGUUCACCUACCAGAUUGCUUCUGGCUACGGCAGCGAGAACGUGACCGCAGACUUGCCACUUGCCUAUCAAACCGCUAGGUCUCGUGUGGCGGAGGGUAAUACUAUCUCACCGGUUGAGUUUAACCGCAUGGAAAGCCCCUUCUAUGGACAUGAGAAUGGUGCUCAUUACCGAAACUCUUCCACGGGUCCGCUGUCAGAAAGCCAGGCCGCACUGUUGAGCAAGAUCCGGGCCGAUCAGGAGCUGGCCCAACAGUCCGCCAAUUCCCUGCAGCGUGUCGCUUUUGGUCCUGGCUACGACCUCAACGUCGGGUAUCAAACAGCUCAGAGGUUGAAUGGCAUGUCUGGGUUCUAUCAUCCUGCCGCCCACCUUGGCGCAGCUGCUCUCGUUCAGAGGGGACAUCGUGAGGACCCCUCUUCGCAGGUCGUUCGGAGCGCUGUUCUGGAAGAUUUCAGAGCAAACAGCAAGGGCAACAAACGUUAUGAGCUAAAGGAUAUAUACGGCCAUAUAGUUGAAUUUAGCGGUGACCAGCACGGGUCGCGCUUCAUCCAGCAGAAGCUUGAGACUGCAAACAGUGAUGAGAAGGAGCAGGUCUUCCGGGAAAUCCAGUCGAACAGCUUGCAGCUCAUGACUGAUGUGUUUGGUAAUUACGUGGUCCAGAAGCUCUUCGAGCACGGCAAUCAGACUCAGAAAAAAAUUCUCGCCAAUCAAAUGAAGGGGCAUAUUUUGUCUCUUUCCACGCAGAUGUAUGGGUGCCGGGUAGUACAAAAGGCUCUCGAGCAUAUUUUGACCGAUCAACAAGCGUCCAUGGUCAAAGAGCUGGAAAACCAUGUCCUUCGGUGCGUGCGGGACCAGAACGGCAAUCAUGUUAUUCAGAAGGCAAUUGAAAGAGUCCCCUCUGAAUAUGUUCAAUUCAUCAUCAAUGCCUUCAAGGGGCAGGUCGAUAAAUUGGCCGCCCAUCCGUACGGCUGCCGUGUCAUCCAGCGUAUGCUGGAGCAUUGUGAGGAAGAGGACCGCGAGUCGAUCCUUGCUGAAUUGCACGCUUGCACGGCCAAACUUAUUCCUGAUCAGUUUGGUAAUUAUGUGAUUCAGCAUGUCAUUGAGAAUGGCGAAGAGAAAGAUCGGUCGCGCAUGAUCAACGUUGUCAUCUCCCACUUGCUCACCUAUUCGAAGCACAAGUUUGCCAGCAACGUUGUGGAAAAGAGUAUCGAGUUUGGUGAAGAAUCUCAACGUCGACAGAUCAUCAAUACUCUCACCGCCUUCGAGAAGGGUGACACUGCCCUGAUCGCCAUGAUGCGUGACCAGUACGGAAACUAUGUCAUUCAGAAGGUUCUCGGUCAGCUUCAAGACUCGUCUGAGGAGAAAUAUGCCCUUUCAGUGCGCAUUCAGUCGUCACUCGAUCAGAUAAAAAGGUUCAGUUACGGCAAGCAAAUUAUCGCGAUCGAAAAGCUGAUCGCUGGUACAAACCCCACUUCCGGUGGUCCUGUUCCUCAACCUGCCACAUCCACUACUCCACCAAAUUCUCAUAAAUCUUCUCCUCAACCGUCGAAGCGCGCAGUCAAUGGCGUCGAAAGCGGUCGGGCCCCCGUUGUCGGAGCAGCGCCUCCCACACCCCCUCCUACUGACAGCCAAAGCGGCGCAGAUAGCUCUUCCGAAUAUAAGACUAUCACCAAAACGACCGUGACCCCUUUGGCUGAGUCGGAAUCAGCCGAGGCGGACUCUAGCGCCUCCGCUGAAGUUUCUGGUGCGACAUAGGAUUGCAACGACUUCAUACCUAUCAUUGCUUUCUCUGACAUAUAGCUUUAUUCUUCCGAUGUUCUGAGUUCUUCCACAUUAUUAUUGAACGGGGCGUAUACAUACUGGGCCCUGAAGGAUGGACUGCUCCUCACCUUCCC
Messenger RNA from Aspergillus homomorphus CBS 101889, 3038 nucleotides. Its product is annotated as mRNA-binding protein PUF3. Gene Ontology annotation, biological process: nuclear-transcribed mRNA catabolic process, deadenylation-dependent decay. Gene Ontology annotation, cellular component: cytoplasm. Bases 154 to 2898 code for a protein of 914 amino acids. Lineage: Eukaryota; Fungi; Ascomycota; Eurotiomycetes; Eurotiales; Aspergillaceae. Gene Ontology annotation, molecular function: mRNA 3'-UTR binding. The transcript is spliced from 6 exons. The record is from RefSeq and is a predicted model, not a curated record.